AUGAGUUCCAUGAACGCCCGUUUCAAGAACCUAGUGGGUUCGAAACGCAAGAGUUCCUCACACAAUCCCUCGCCCACGCCCCAAGGCAAUCCCGCCCCCACGGGAGCGCAACGACCGACGUCGCUAUCGCCCCAGGCUUCGAAUUCGAGCAGCACCUCGCUCCCCAUGAACCAGCAAAACCCCCUGGGCCGCCCGCCCUCGUACACGUAUGCCCCGCCCGGCGGCCUCGGUGCGCCGCAACAACAGCACGGCCGGCCCGCGAGCCCUCUGCCGCCCAUCAACACGGGCGCGCCUGGCUACCCGCCCCAGCAGACCCCCAUGGGCUACCCGCCGCAGGCUGGCCCGCCUGGCUAUCCUCCCCAGGGCCCGCCGGGAGCUGGACAGUACGGCCAGGGCUACGGCGCUCCUCCACCGGGAGCUCCUGCCCCUCAUGGUCCCCCCGCAACGUACAAUAGGCCCUCGGGCAUGGCAGAAGUAGCGGGCGAAGGUCGCUCCAAGGCCCAGCUCAUUGUGGGCAUCGACUUUGGCACCACCUUCUCCGGCGUCGCAUUCGCCUUUGCGACCAACACCGAGGCCAAGGAAGACAUCAUCACCGAAUGGCCGGGCGCGGGCAACCAGACAAAGCAGAAGAUUCCCACCGUCCUCUACUACGACCAGUACCAGAAGGUAGUCGGAUGGGGCCCUGACAUCGCCGAUGCUCUGGCCCCCACGGGCUACCCCAAGCCUGGUGUGCAAAAGGUCGAAUGGUUCAAGCUGCAGCUCAUGCUGUCCGGAAACACAUACAUCGACCCCAUCAACCUCCCGCCGCUACCCCCGGGCAAGUCUGAGAUCGAUGUCGCCGCCGACUACCUCUUCCACCUGCGCCAGGCGAUGCGGAACCAGCUGCAGAAGACACUUGGUGAGGUGUUCAACCGCGAGGAGCGCAACAUCAGAUACUACCUGACAGUGCCCGCCAUCUGGAACGACGCUGGAAAGGCUGCAACGCGUGCGGCUGCCAUUCAGGCUGGUUUCUUGCGGGACGAAAACGACAACCGACUGACCCUCAUCACCGAACCCGAAGCCGCCGCCAUGUUCUGCUCAAAGACCGGUCUGCUCAACCUCAAGAUACACGACGCCGUCCUCAUUGUCGAUUGCGGUGGUGGCACUGUCGAUUUGAUCGCCUACGAAGUCGAAGAAGAGCAGCCCUUCUCCGUCGCCGAGUGCACAGCUGGAUCCGGAGACUCAUGUGGUUCCACUGCGCUCAACCGCAACUUCAGCAACAUCCUGCGAGCCAAGAUCAGGAAGAUGAAACUCCCAGAUGGCUCCAAGACAGCCGGUAAAGUGUACGCCAAAUGCAUCAUGGACUUCGAGAACAGGAUAAAAGCCGACUUCCGAAACAAUGGUCAAAAAUGGGCUGUCGACGUCGGUAUCGAGGCUGAAUUCCCCGAGGCUGGCAUUGAGGAGGGGUACAUGACCUUCACCAAUGAGGAGAUUCUACAGUGCUUUGAGCCUGUGGUGAACCGCAUUCUCGAGCUUGUCAGGAACCAGAUAAUUGCUAUUCAGGCACAGAACAGGUCAUUGCAGAAUGUCUUGGUGGUCGGUGGUUUCGGUGCCUCCGAAUAUCUCUUCCAACAAAUCAAACUCCACGUCCCGCCCCAAUUUCAGUCAAAGGUCGUCCGUCCCAUGGACUCCGUCGCCGCCAUCGUCAAGGGAGCCGUCACAGCCGGUAUCACAGAGCGAAUUGUCACACACCGUGUUGCGCGUAGGCAUUACCUCAUGGCCACUCUCCAGCCAUUCAAAGAGGGCCACCACCCCGAACAAUACCGUGUCCCGUCUCUCGACGGCAAAGAUCGCUGCAAGUACACACGCCAGAUUUUCGUGCAAAAGGGCCAAAGAGUCAAGAUUGGCGAGCCAGUCAAGGUCUCGUUCUUCAGACAAGUCGCGCCUGGUGCGACGCUCAUGUAUGAGGAUAUACUCUACGCAUGCGACGACGAUGUUUGCCCAGAGUACACCAAAGACCCUCGCAUCAAGGAAGUCGUCACCCUCACCUCCGACCUCUCACGAAAGAACCUCGAAAAAGACUUUGAACGCAUGGAUACCCCUCAAGGUACUUUCUACCGCGUCUACUUUGACAUCUACCUCACGCUCGACGGAUCCGAAUUCAAUGCCGAGCUCGUCUGCCAGGGCGAGGUCAUGGGCCGCUGCACUGCUCGCUUCAGAUAA
Molecule: messenger RNA, 2202 nt
Organism: Alternaria metachromatica
Lineage: Eukaryota; Fungi; Ascomycota; Dothideomycetes; Pleosporales; Pleosporaceae
Exons: 5
Coding region: 1-2202 (733 amino acids)
Molecular function (GO): ATP-dependent protein folding chaperone; ATP binding
Source: RefSeq, a predicted model, not a curated record